Molecule: messenger RNA, 681 nt
Organism: Trichobilharzia szidati
Lineage: Eukaryota; Metazoa; Platyhelminthes; Trematoda; Strigeidida; Schistosomatidae
Source: the annotation of a GenBank genome assembly
AUGGCGUUCGCUAUCGUAUCACUUGAAACCACCGCGUUCAUCUUUCUCCUGCGUGCAUCUCUACUGACAGCUAUGGGAUUAGUAAAACAUAAUGGGCUGUCUGAAAGACGUUAUGAUGUGAAUCGUCUUACUAAAGAGAUAGACUUCAUCGAACAAUACAUGAACACUUUUGCCGAAAAUAUUACGAGAAACGACAAUUAUGCGGCCGAUUAUGAAGUGGAAAUGAAAAUGAUGCGAGACGACUUGGAAACACAGGCCGCAGAAAAGGAAACAACUAUCACCGAGUUCGUGCAGUGUCAAGUUAAUACUUGUGAAGAAUACUAUCGACAGAAAUUUUACAAUACCAUUUCACGCAUCAUCAGGAAUGUGAAUCAGUCAUAUGCCGGAUUUUUUGUCAUGCCUUCGAAUAAUACUCUUUGGAAUGAAUCUCUAAUCCAUGGAUCUAAAGUUAAUAGAAGAAGUGCUGAAUCAACCCUAGAUUGGACAGUUUGUGAUGAUCUUCUGUUGACUGAACCUACUGAAGAAUUAGAUAACCUGAAGGAACUGAUAAUAAUGGCCACUGCUACGAAAUUUACUUCGUUGAGAUAUCAUGAAACCAAAGCAAUUUUUGACAAUAUUCUGGCGAACUUAAAGAUUGAACGCGCGUUAAUGACAUCAAAUGGAACACUAUCAUCUGUGUGA